This is a messenger RNA of Drosophila obscura, 1260 nucleotides long. RefSeq lists its product as uncharacterized. The coding region runs from base 165 to 1184 and encodes 339 amino acids. The record is from RefSeq and is a predicted model, not a curated record. Lineage: Eukaryota; Metazoa; Arthropoda; Insecta; Diptera; Drosophilidae. The transcript has a single exon.
ACACACACACAUAUGUAUGUGUUUCCACAUCAGUCUCUGGGGGUAGGUGUGAAUUAUGUAGGGGCAAACACAAAACAACUAAAAAAAUAAAAGCUAAAAAAAAAAUUAAAUUUAAGUUGUGAAAACUGAGCGUAAAAUCGAGAUUUGUUAAAUACGGCAAAAUUAUGUAUCAGAGAAAGCCAAAGAAACCCAAUUGGCUGGAAAUACUGGACUCCAGCCACUGCUUGAGGAAGUACAGUUGCAAGCGACCCCGCCCGGCCAGAUCGGUGGGAUGUACUGCUUCGAACUGCUUGCAGCCAAGUCUGCAGUCCACCAAGACGAACAAAUCGGCACCUACCAAGAAAUUGAAGCUGAAUAUGUGCUGGCAGCUGGCCAGCGAUCCCGCCAACCUUACCGCUUCCAUGCAAGCGGCGGUACCCGUAGCUAAGGCUAGGGGGCAGGAGAAGCAGAAUCACAAACCGAAGGAUAGCCAAAAACCCCAGCCGGAGCACAAGCUGGAGCACAAGCCGAAGGAGAGGCUGGAACACAAGCAGAAGGAGAAACUGGAACACAAGCCGAAGGAGAAGCCCAAGUUGCAGGAUGAUCUGGGGCCCGAGACGGAGUACGAACAGGAGACCAUUUUGCAGGAUGAGCACGAGUGCAGUGAGGAUGACAAAAAAACCAAGAAGAAGGGCCCGACGCGACUGUACUCCACAUACCGAAAGCAGUCGCCGCGCAGGCCCAUGGAUUUCGCAAAUAUAAUAUUCUUAGAUGCCAGAACGAUGCCGUGGGACAAGCCAAAGGCAACCAGUCAGGAUGGAGAUUCAUGUGCGACGAUCAAGCAUAAGCACAAGCGCGUUCAUCAUUCAGGGCCGAAGGGUACGGGCCGAUCGAAUAGAAUGUAUGGCGUUCCGUUGUGCGGUCCACCCAGCCUGAUCAUGGACAUGGUCUAUCCGCCCUCCAAGCAGAUACAGCUGCGGCAGGAGCAGCUCUACCAGCAUUCCGAAUACGAGGAUCAGUACUCACUAAUGCUUCAGUCGCAGCUGCAGCAGCCGGAGCACUCCCAUCAGCAGCAGUCCAAUGAUGGCGUGCCCAUUUCAUUGCAGCUUCUAGCCGGAACAGAGCCGUACACAGUGCCCUCGAUGGAGCAGUUUCAGCGUGUGCAGAAGGGACAGCGAUACUGCGGCAACUUUUACUACAAUUAAAUGCAAGACUACUUUAACUACAACUACAAUAAAUAUUUGGCAAUCUGUAUUCGAUUGCAAGAACUUGCAAGUGCAG